This is a messenger RNA of Eimeria tenella, 3576 nucleotides long. Its product is annotated as LCCL domain-containing protein / F5/8 type C domain-containing protein, putative. Bases 1 to 3576 code for a protein of 1191 amino acids. The transcript is spliced from 16 exons. NCBI's taxonomy places the organism in Eukaryota, Apicomplexa, Conoidasida, Eucoccidiorida, Eimeriidae. The record is from RefSeq and is a predicted model, not a curated record.
AUGCGCAAGUCGCUGCACGACUACUUCGGCAUGAGCCUCGUGGAGCCGCUGGAAACUGGCGAGCCGCAGCUGAUGAUUGUGAGCGGCAUCACCAGCAAAGACGGCGAAAUGUGCCUGCAGGUAAAAGGCCUUUCUAUUCUGCAAAGAGGCAGCAGCACAGCUUUCUCUCAGGUCGAGGGCGGCGCCUUCAACAAAGACGGAGCCCACGUAGUCCUGGACACAUGCACUAAUGCCAUUGCUGCUGGCGACGGCCGAGUUCGUUUUGAAAUUUGGGUGCAAAACGCCAACAGGCAAAUUGUGGCCAUGCGGAGUCAGCCGAAAAAAUGCAUCAUUCUGCAGGACGGCAAGGUGGAGGGCGGAGGCGCAGUGGUCCUCGGAAACUGCCUCGCUGCCCUCGAAGAAGGCGACGGGCGCUCCACCUGGACCCCCGAGCCCAACUCCCAGCUAAGGCUGGACCGCGCCGGCUUCUACUGCCUGACGCAGCAGAACAGCCACGGCACUGAGCCGGGGACUGGGGACAUUGCCGUGGCCUUCGGCGCUGCAGCUCAGAGCGGCAGUUCCGCGGGCGCGGCGCACAGCCCCGCGAUGGCUCUUGACAGAGACGUGAGCACUUUCUGGGCCUCUGGGGCCUUCCCCGACGCCGAGGAGCACCCCGUUGCCCUCGACAUCGAUCUCGCGCGCGGCUGGCCGCGCUGCGCCUGGACUGGGAAUACCCCCCCAUGGCCUACAAAGUGCAAGUCAGCCAGGACGGCAAGACGUUCACGCGCGGCCUUUCCCAGGGAUGCAGCUGAAAACGUCGCCAACCCCGCGAACGUCACCCUGGACACUCUCCCUGGACCAGUGGCCCAGCAUGUGCGCAUUCUGAUGACGCACCCGCACACCACCAACGGCAAAGUGGGGGACCAGUACGUGUACGGCAUUCGAGAGGUCUACGCACUCGCGAGCCGGCUGGACUCGGCUGUGGGGGAUUGCAAAGAGGCGGCGAACUCUGAAGACGCACGAGACAAGUACUUUCUACUGCCAGUCCACGAAUUCGACUCGGAGAUCGCGGCCAAGAUGGACUCGCUCGAGGAAGACGUGCUAAGGCGCUCCCGCACUCUCGGCAAGAAAACGAAACUCGCAGCCGACAGCCUCGACAGGGCCAAGAACUGCGUCGCAGAGAAAGAAAAACUCAAAACGCAAACGCAAGCCCUCGCAGCCACUGCCGCCACUCUCCAGGGGGAACUCCUCAAGCUUUCGUUCAAGACCCAGGGCCGGGACGAGCGGGAGCUGGGCUAUUUACCAGGCGACUCCCCGAACUACCCCGCGGAAGACUGUUUCGCUGCGAAGGCCGCCAGCCCCGAGGCCCCCUCGGGGUUUUACUGGAUCCUGCCCCGGUGCGCCCCGCAUCCGCUUCGGGUGUACUGCGCCAUGGAAAGCGCCACUUCGCUGCUUUUUGUCAAACUCGGAGUUGGAGACGAAACCACAAAUGUUCCCAAAGUGCAUUCGCUGACUUCUCUGCGUCUGCGGUGUGCGGAGAAGGGCUUGGAGCCCUUCGUGCUGCAGUCCGCUGGCCACCUCCGGGCGCUCCAGCUGGCUCUGAAGCAAAUCGGCAAGCUAAUUGAGUCCACUAUAUUUCAGGAAACAAACAAACUUGCCGAACACUCAGGACUUGACGAAGUGGAAAACGCAGUGCUGCCGCUGGCCCAUGAUAUGGGCUGCUUGGAGGGGAAAUGCACUGGCGCCUACAAGGACCUCUUCUCGGGCACAACGGACUUGACUUCUUUGCUGCUUGAGGGCUCUACGAGUUCACAUGCGAAUCCAAAGGCGUUGCCUACGGCCGGCCUGAGGCUCCCUGGAGCCGAACCCACUUACUUCGACAUCGAGACAGCAAAUGUGGCAGUUAUUGUCUGCUCGACAAAUGCGGGGGAAGGCCAAGUCGCCCUGCCGCACAUCGACAUCGGCUGCGAGGCGUCUGCCGCUUCGCACCCGGCGUUCUUCGGAAUAACCAACACGAACAUCGUGGUGGAGUGCCCGCCCGGCUGCAGCGAGGCCAGCUCUUUGCCAGUCUUCGGCACCAAUGGCCUCUACUCGGACUUGAGCGCCAUUUGCAAAGCCGCAGUCCACGCGGGAGUCCUUAAGGGCAGCAACGGCGGUCUCGCUAGUGUUUCUUUGGAGAGCAGCUUGCCCUCCUAUGAGGGCUCUACAAGCAACGGAGUCAAGUCGGAGGCCCUGAAUACCCCCAACACCAUUCAACUCACUAACGAGCUCAAGACAGACCUCCAGCAGCAACACCAGCAGCAGCAGCAAAACGGAGGCGGCCUGCCCAGCAAACGCAGGGGGCGAGUGACGCGCAGCGUUCGAAUUGUGCCAGUUGCAAAAGACUGCCCCAUCGAGAGUCUUUCGAGUUUGUCGAGUUCCUUCAUCGAGCUCGCAGUCUCGACCACCGCUGGUGCUGCUGUCUCGGAAACUCCGAACGAGAAAGCUGAAGAUGUGAUGAUAGACCCCAUGAUGGCUGCUGUAAUCAACGACGUGCUGGGGGCAUUAGACCAAGUCCACGGCCUAGACCCCACAAACGUGUUUGCGGCGCAGACAGCAGCAGCAGAGGCCACUGCAGCGCUGGAAGAGGCACUGAUGCCUGCAGCCCUGCUGCAGCAGCAAGUGCUGAGCUCAACGGGCGACCUGCUGCAGCAGGCGGAAGGCGCAGCGACGGCUCUGCUGAACAGCUCGGGGGCCGUCGGCGCAGAUCUGGACGCUCUGAUAUAUGAAUUGGGAAAAGUGGAGAAGCAGAGACGGAGCCAAACAGGCUUUCAGUCCUUCAGCCUCAACUACACUCGAGAUGCCUUUUCCGAUGUGUUUGAAACCGCCGACAGCUACAGAGCCACAGGGGGCCCGAGCUCCUGGGGAUACGCAGAAGUGCAGCUAAAUGAACACACCAAUCAGAAACACACCAAUAAGAAACACACCAAGACCAUUGGUCAGUCCGCCCCGGUGAAGGGGCGGAGGCCCACGGAAGGAACUUUUGCUUUUCUGAAGGGGCGCCGUUUCUACGACGGCGUGAUUCACGUGGAUUUUUUCCCCUUCGACAAAGGCACCGUCGGAGUCGCCUUCAGAAUGCAAGACCUGCAGAACUUGUUUCUGCUGUCAGCCAGCAAUGAGCCUCACCAGCUGCUGCUGCACAGAGUCGAAGACGGCGAGGCCUUUCUGCUGCAGCAAACUGAAAGCCCGCAGUGCUACACAGAGAACAGCUGGAACCGUCUGCGCAUAGAGCUGCACCACGGCCGCAUAAAGGUGGCCGUGGGCGAGGGGGAGAAGCACUGGAGGCCGGCGCUGGACAUGUUCGAUGAAGGCUUCCUCUCGGGAACUGCCGGCCUCUUCGUCUCCGGGGUCAAACGAGGAGUCCUCUUUGACAACUUCCGAGUCGACGCUGCCCCCUGCUCGCCCAUUUCAAAAGGCCUGCAGCUAAGACAAGGCAGCUCCAGCCGAUUCCGCAGCAGCAGCAGCAGCAGCAGUCAGCAGCACCAAUUCCGCUGGGGCCUGCCGGCGCCGCUGAGGACCAAGGUGGGUGUUGGUGGCCUCUUUGUUGAAACUGCUUGA